CGGCCGCGUGAGGACCAGGCGAUUUGAAAACACGCUCCGGGAGCGGGAGGCUGAGGCCGCAGGCGCACGCUGUCGCCCCGUGGGCUUCUGCUCGGACGCUCUUCCCCUCCGCCCCGCGCCCCGGCCUCGGCCGGGCCCUCAGCACUCAAGAAUGACCAAAAAGAGAAAACGCCAAGAUGAUUUUCAAAAAGUAAAACUAAAAGUUGGUAAAAAGAAGCCCAAGUUAGAAAAUGCUACUGUUACAAACUUUAAAACGAAGACUAUACAUCUGCCUGAGCAGCUCAAAGAGGAUGGAACACUUCCAACAAACAAUAGAAAACUUAACAUAAAGGAUUUGCUGUCACAGAUGCAUCACUACAAUGCUGGGGUUAAACAAAGUGCUCUUCUUGGACUUAAAGACCUUUUGUCUCAAUACCCAUUUAUAAUUGAUGCACACCUUUCAAACAUAUUAAGUGAAGUGACUGCUGUGUUUACAGAUAAAGAUGCUAAUGUACGAUUAGCAGCAGUUCAACUUCUUCAAUUCCUGGCCCCCAAAAUACGAGCUGAACAAAUUUCUCCAUUUUUUCCUUUGGUAAGUGCCCAUCUCUCUAGUGCCAUGACUCACAUUACUGAAGGAAUUCAGGAGGACUCCUUAAAAGUUUUGGACAUUCUGCUGGAACACUACCCAGCUCUAAUUACUGGCCGUAGCAGUAUAUUGCUUAAGAAUUUUGUAGAACUUAUUUCUCAUCAGCAGCUGUCCAAAGGACUGGUAAAUAGAGACAGAUCCCAGUCCUGGAUACUUUCUGUAAAUCCUAAUCGGAGACUCACUUCUCAGCAGUGGAGGCUGAAAGUCUUAGUGAGACUCAGUAAAUUCCUUCAGGCCUUGGCAGAUGGAUCCAGUAGGUUGAGAGAAAGUGAAGGACUUCAGGAACAAAAAGAAAAUCCCCAUGCCACUAGCAACUCCAUUUUUAUCAACUGGAAGGAACAUGCCAACGACCAGCAACACAUCCAGGUUUAUGAAAAUGGGGGUUCACAGCCAAAUGUCAGUUCACAGUUCAGGCUACGGUACCUGGUUGGAGGACUAGGCAGUGUGGAUGAAGGCCUGUCAUCUACUGAAAACUUGAAAGGAUUUAUUGAGAUAAUAAUUCCGUUGCUAAUUGAGUGCUGGAUUGAAGCUAUGCCUCCACAACUAGCUUCUUCUGUUGGAAAUGGUAUAGAACGAGAACCUCUGCAGGUUAUGCAGCAAGUUCUUAAUAUUAUUUCCCUUCUGUGGAAACUCUCUAAACAACAUGAUGAAACCCAUAAAUUGGAGUCGUGGCUUCGAAAGAAUUAUCUUAUUGAUUUCAAACACCAUUUUAUGAGUCAUUUUCCAUAUGCCUUAAAAGAAAUAACCAAGAACAGAAAGAAAGAGACAAAUAAAAGCAACAAGCAUUGCAUGAUUCUCUCCAAUAAUGUAGAUCAUCUCUUACUGAAUUUAACACUGUCUGAUAUCAUGGUCUCCUUGGCAAAUGCCUCAACUUUGCAAAAGGAUUCCAAUUGGAUAGAAAUGAUAAGGAAAUUUGUGACAGAGACCCUUGAAGAUGGCUCUAGGCUAAAUAGUAAGCAGCUGAACAGAUUGCUUGGGGUAUCGUGGAGGUUAAUGCAGAUACAACCACACAGAGAAGCUACUGAGUCUCUCAUAAAGGCAGUUUAUACAUUGUAUCAGCAAAGGGGCCUUCUCCUUCCAGUUCGGACUUUGUUACUGAAGUUUUUCAGUAAAAUCUAUCAAAAAGAAGAACUGCGAUCUUACAGAGUCAGAUACCGUAGUAAAGUGAUAUCCCGUUGGCUGGCUGGUUUACCAUUGCAACUCGCUCAUCUGGGCUCCCGAAACCCUGAGCUCUCAACACAGCUUAUUGAUAUCAUCCAUACUGCUGCAGCACGAGCAAAUAAAGAAUUACUAAAAAGUUUACAAGUGACUGCUCUCCGAAUCUAUGAUCCACAAGAAGGCACUGUGGUGGUUCUCCCAGCAGAGUCUCAGCAGCGUUUGGUCCAGCUUGUAUAUUUUCUACCCAGUCUGCCUGCUGAAUUGCUUUCUCGGUUAAGUCGUUGCUGUAUUAUGGGAAGACUCAGUUCAAGUUUGGCUGCCACGCUUAUCGGGAUACUGCACAUGAGAUCAUCAUUUUCUGGAUGGAAGUAUUCAGUUAAAGACUGGUUGAUGAGUGAUGUGGACUAUUUCAGCUUCUUAUUUUCAACACUUACAGGGUUUUCAAAAGAGGAGUUGACUUGGCUUCAGAGCCUUCGAGGAGUUCCUCACGUCAUCCAGACACAGCUUUCCCCUGUGCUUCUUUAUCUUACGGACUUGGAUCAAUUUUUACACCAUUGGGAUGUAACAGAGACAGUUUGUCACAGCUUAUUGGUUAUCCCUGCCCGAAGCCAGAGCUUUGACAUCCUGCAAAGUGCCAUCAGUAAGCAUUUGGUUGGGCUGACUGUGAUUCCUGACAGCACGGCUGGCUGUGUUCUGGGUGUUAUCUGUAAGCUCCUGGAUCAUACAUGUGUACUGAGUGAGACUCUACUGCCGUUUCUGGCUUCGUGUUGCUACAGUCUUCUUUAUUUUUUGCUCACUUUAGAGAAAGGAGAAGCAGAACAUCUAAGAAAGAGGGACAAGCUGUGGGGGGUCUGUGUCUCCGUCCUGGCUCUCCUGCCUCGAGUCCUCAGGCUGCUGCUGCACAGCCUGCGCGUGAACAGAGCUGGGCCUGAGGAGCUGCCUGUUGUGGGCCAGCUCCUUCGCCUGCUGCUUCAGCACGCACCCCUCAGGACUCAUAUGCUGACCAAUGCCAUCUUGGUGCAGCAGAUCAUCAAGAAUAUCAUGACGUUGAAGAGUGGAGGCAUUCAGGAGCAGUGGCUCACAGACUUACAUUAUUGCUUCAACGUGUACAUCACUGGGCACCCCCAGGGGCCCAGCACGUUGAAUGCGGUGUAUUGAAGUAGCACCAUAGCACCUCCCGUUUGAAACUGUUUAUUCACAUCUAUCUAAUUUUGAAGAGAGACUGAUGUAAUAAAUGUUUGUCAUUAAAGCUGAACUUUUAAAGAAGUUGUUUGUGAACCUUCCUUUGCACUAAGGUAAUAAUGCAGGCCGGCUUCCUGGACUCGAAUGUGGGACGUGGUUAUAGGUGGUAGUGUAUUUUGCAUUUCACAGGAACUAAAUAUUUACAAAAUACAGAUUGAUAAUAUGGUAUGUUCUAUUAUUUACUAAGAAAUUAACUGAAUCUUUGUGAUCCCAUCUAGGCAAACCUCAUUCUUUGUUCUCAGCUUCAGUUCAUUCAGACAGCAACAGAACUAGUUUUUCCUUUUGUUUUGUUUGGAGUCGUUGCCCUUCUCCAUCAUGACAUUCAGCGGCUCCCUGUGGAUGGCACUCUGUUGUUUACAGAGGUUUCCCAGCCUCCGGGCAGCGGCAGGAUCUUAGUGCUGCGGUUGUUGUGGACUUUCCUUGACCUAACAGUGCUUGUCUGCUGUAGGUAACUCUGCUUUCAAAUGAUUUUCUGCCAAUGAUCUGUUAUAGUUCUUGAAAAAUUGCCAACUAUAUGUAGUGAUUUAUAUGAUAUUUUCAUAAUUAUGAAAUAAUUUAAUUAGCAAACUGAAAAUCAAAGUAAUUAAGUUAACACUUUAUUGCUGUUUCUUUCCUAUUUCUGUCAGGAUGGGGGUGGCAGUAAUCUUAAGAAAAUGGAAGCAGUCCUAGAAAUAUUUCUGAGCAAAUAUAUCACUGUUUAUGCCUCCUGUCUACAUUCCUUCCUACAGUAGCUUUGCCCUUAAAAAUGUGAAAAAGCCGGCAACCACUGGAUUUUAUUUAAACCAGGUCUUCUUAGAGAGCUAGAAUGUGUACAGUUAGCACAGUUUCUGCUGCCAAUAGGGGAAUGGCAUUUUGACAAGAUUGCUCACCUCUGCAGGUGAGGCAGAAAAUACAAGUGGAAUGUUAAGGCCUGAACUGGUAUCUUGUGCAUGAAUGGUCUGGUCUGUAAACCUGCUCGACUGACUCCUUUGUGCCCGAUGCUGCUGGUGGUGCUCAGCAAUGAGAGCGCCGUUCACAGAGAGCACGUGGCAGCAGCCUGUGGCCUUCACAGGCUAACACGGGAACUGUAAACGUAAGGAAUCAACAGUAUGCCUGUUAUGGUCUUCCAGUUUCUAAAAGCAAAUGCUGGAUCAUGAUUCUGGUCUAAAAUUUAAAACUAAUAAUGUUGGAAUAACAGGAUUUGGUAUCUGUAAUGAAGUUUGUUGCCCUAGAUUCCGGAAAAGUGGUGAAAGAAGGCAGCUACUAUAGGACAGGCUCCUCCCCUUCUCGUUCCGCUUCUUCACUGGAACCAAAAAACCAGGCCUGCACCAGCUGGCUGGCAGAAAUCCCAACCCAGCAGCCCCUUCAGCACUCAGUUCUUCAUGUUACUUAGACUUGACUGUUAAAUUAUAAGUUCUUUCCAGCCACAGUUACUGAAGUGAAGGCAGACAACUGGGCAGUUCUGCACAGGCAUAGUCGCCCCUGGUCC
This is a messenger RNA of Diceros bicornis minor, 4493 nucleotides long. RefSeq names its product testis expressed 10 (gene TEX10). Gene Ontology annotation, cellular component: nucleus; MLL1 complex. Lineage: Eukaryota; Metazoa; Chordata; Mammalia; Perissodactyla; Rhinocerotidae. Bases 152 to 2941 code for a protein of 929 amino acids. The transcript has 15 exons. The record is from RefSeq and is a predicted model, not a curated record.